Molecule: messenger RNA, 837 nt
Organism: Sinocyclocheilus grahami
Lineage: Eukaryota; Metazoa; Chordata; Actinopteri; Cypriniformes; Cyprinidae
Product: CD276 antigen homolog
Exons: 4
Coding region: 1-561 (186 amino acids)
Biological process (GO): cell surface receptor signaling pathway; immune response; negative regulation of T cell proliferation
Cellular component (GO): external side of plasma membrane
Source: RefSeq, a predicted model, not a curated record
AUGGGUUGCUUCUUCAUCUGUGUGUUUGCAGUGCUGAUAAACAAAGUCUCUCUGCAUGUCACAGUAGAGGCUGUUAUUGGUGGUUCUGUUGUUCUGCCGUGUGAACAUAAUCAUAAACUUAAAGAUACUGAUGUGCAUUGGAGAGACAAAGACAGCAAGAUUGUGUAUGAUAUAAUUAAGGGUGAAGAUUCAGUAGCAGAACAAGACCCACGGUACAAGAACAGAGCUGAAACUUUCCCAAAGGAGUAUCUGAGAGGAAACUUCUCCAUCAAACUCAACUAUCUUCAACACACUGAUGCAGGAAAGUUCAACUGCUUCAUCACACCCUCAUCUGAUCUUCACACUGUACAUCUCAUCAUCAAUGCAGAAAAGGGAAAUAAAACCACUGAACAAGAAAACCAAGGACCAGAAACACAGUCAGACUGGAUGAAGAUAUUAUUGAUUUGUGUUUGUACUGUACUUGUAACUUGUACUGUAGCCUGUUUUAUGUUUCACUGGAGAAAAAGGAGUUCAAGCUGCCUUAGAAGGAACAGUGGCACACUUGUAGUUACUUUUAGCUAAAUUAGUACAGCUUUCAUUGUUUCUUUGUGGUGCACACUACUGUUAAGGCAUGUAUUACAGUAAGUAUUAAACUUUUUGUGCUGUUAUACUCUUGCUGUUUUACACUAAAUUGAUAGAACAGAAUGUGUGCUGCUUGUUCUUAUUGUAUAACAGAAUGAGAUCUUGAAACACUAAAACAGGAAUGUGUUUUUUUUUUUGCUGACAAUCCUGUCAAUAUGUUGCUGCCUUAACAAUUCUGUACCACAAGUGUUCUUUCUUCAUGUUGUGUUUUGCCAG